This is a messenger RNA of Sphenostylis stenocarpa, 1236 nucleotides long. NCBI's taxonomy places the organism in Eukaryota, Viridiplantae, Streptophyta, Magnoliopsida, Fabales, Fabaceae. The record is from the annotation of a GenBank genome assembly.
AUGGAUGAUGAUACAUUCAGUCAACUGGUGUUCUGUGUGAUGAUCAUCUCCUCCGUUUGCACACCAUUGAUCAACUCACUGUACAAGCAUCGCCCUCGAGUCCUACAGUCAGCAUCGUUAUACGAAGGCCAUAUCAGAACCAUUCAAAACGUACCAAGAAACACAGAGUUUCGCAUGAUUUGUUGCCUACACAACGAACUAAACGUGCGUGGCGUCACUGCCUUGUUAGAGGCGAGCAACCCCAUGAUAGAGAGCCCCAUAUGCGUCUACGCCAUACAUCUCAUCGAGCUCUUAGGAAAAAGCACACCCGUUCUCAUUCCCAUAAACUAUAGAGUAAACAACAAAUCUUUGUCCGUUAAUUACCCCCACACCAACCACAUCAUGCGAGCCUUCGAAAACUACGCCAGCAACUCAAGUGGGCCAGUCACGGUUCUCCCCUACGUCAACGUGGCACCCUACAAAAGCAUGGACGAUGCCAUUUGCAACCUCGCGCAAGACAAGAUGGUGCCUUUCAUUAUCAUCCCCUUUCACGAAAACGACAAAAUGCAAGUUGUGGACCACACGGAAGCCUCCAUCCGCAAAAUGAACGCGAGGUUUCAAACGCAUGUUCCAUGCACGUUGGGGAUUCUCGUGGACAAGCACUCGCAGCUGGGCGUGUCCAAAACCAACGUGUUUUUCAACGUGGGGAUAUUCUUCAUAGGUGGGCCAGACGACAGGGAAGCGCUGGCCUUGGGGAUUCGGAUGUCGGAGCGUGAGAAUACGAGGGUGUCGUUGUUCCGGUUCGUGGUGAACAAGAAAGAUUACGGUAGAAAAAUUGUUUUGACGAAAGAUGAACGUGAAGAGGAAGACGAGGAUUUGAUGUUGGACGAGGGGUUAAUUGAUGAGUUCAAGAGCAUGAAAUAUGGGAUGGGUAGCGUUUCUUGGUUCGAGAUUAUGGUGGAGGAUGGGGUGGCAGUGUUGGACGCAGUGCAUAGUUUGGAGGGAAACUAUGACCUUGUGAUGGUGGGAAGAAGGCACAACGAUGGGUCUUUGAACGGGGAGGAAAUGGGAACAUUCAUCGAGAAUGCUGCGAUAUUGGGAAUUUUGGGUGAUUUACUCUCCUCCAACGAGUUUUGCGUUGGGAUGAUUCCUGUUUUGGUGACACAGUGUGGUGGGGUAAACCGUAGUGGUAAGCUCGACGGUGGUACUGGCUCAUUUAAUGUCUCUCAACGAACUUGUUCUGUUGCUAAUAAAUAA